Staurois parvus is the source of this 322-nucleotide messenger RNA. NCBI's taxonomy places the organism in Eukaryota, Metazoa, Chordata, Amphibia, Anura, Ranidae. The record is from the annotation of a GenBank genome assembly.
CACUGAUAGGUGGCACUGAUUGGCACUGAUGGGUGACAUUGAAAGGCAGCUCAGAUGGGCACUGAUAUGUGGCAUUGAUGUGCACUGGUAUGCGCUGAUAUGUGGCAUUGAUGUGGCAUUGAUGGACACUGGCACGUGGCACUGAUGAGCACUGACUGCUGGCACUGAUGGACACUGACAGGUGCCACUUCUGGGGCCACACUGAUCAUCAGGGCACACUGAUUAUCAGUGCCCUGAUGAUCACUGUCAGCGUGACAGCUCAAGAGGAGAGAAAUGCCGAUAACCGGCAUUUCCGUGUUUACAUGUGAACAGCUGUGAUUGG